This is a messenger RNA of Ostertagia ostertagi, 930 nucleotides long. Lineage: Eukaryota; Metazoa; Nematoda; Chromadorea; Rhabditida; Trichostrongylidae. The record is from the annotation of a GenBank genome assembly.
AUGACUCCCACGAAUUUGGCCGACGAGUACCGAAAAACGAAACGAAAUCUCAUGAAGACUCCAAGCCGCAUUACCGCCUCUCAUGAAGCCAACGAAACUUCCUUGAUAAAAUUGUUUCUAAGACUCGUGAUGUCAUGUUGUACUGUUCCAUCCUUGAUAGGCUCCGUGCAAAUCGAGCGAUUCGGAGGAAAUGGAGCGCGACAUACAGAUUUUGGAAACAAAAACGGAAAAUCGCGAUAUCUGGUUCCUCUACCUUCGCCAAUACCUCAGAACCCUUCAUGCCACAGCCCUACUUCUGGUCGCACUGGGAAAAUGUCGAAUGCUGCAUGGACUGCGAUGCUGGAACAGAUGCAGAAGUACAACGAUGCUGAUGGAAAAGCACACACGAUGGUUCUUGGCAAGGACGUAGUGGAAAACAUCUUCAUCGACCAGUCAACAUCGAUCAACGAAUUCCUCGCCACUUUGCGCUCGUUACGCUCUGAAAUUCUCAAACAGCAGCAAGACUUCCAAGAAUCAUCUCAGCAGAAGCUAGCGGCCUCCAUCAAUGCAGUGCAGAACUCGAUCCAGGAACUCGCUGAAAAGAUUGAAAGCCUUUCACUAGCACAACGUCGAGCAACAUCAUCGCCGGCCGCGGAGAUCGACGAACACCCUCGUCGAAUUGAUGACAGAGAGCAACCGUUUCAAGACGAACUGCCUAUGGACAUGGACGGUAUCGACGAAGGAAAUCGAGAAGAAAUGGAUGUCGCUCGUAGAAUCUUGGAAGCUAGGAUCCACGUCCUCAGAAUUCGGAUCCAAUCACUACAAAAGAAGCAGCCAUGCCGACCAAGGCAGUACUCAAAAGGAAUGCGACGCGGUCAUACGACUGAAGCCCGCAUGCGUUGUAUCUUUUGCGGAACUCGUGGAGACCACUACAGUGACUCCUGUGGCAGA